AUGACGGGCUUCAAGUCCGUUGCGCCCGUUGCGGCGGCUUUGCUGGCAACAGUCGCCACGCCGGCGAGCGCUGGUGGCUUGGAGGAUAUUGACCAUGUCAUCCUCUUCAUGCAAGAGAACCGAGCCUUUGACCAUUACUUUGGCACCAUGGCCGGCGUUCGCGGCUUCAACGACGCCAACCUCCAGAGCAACAAUGGACGACCCGUCUGGCAGCAAGUGUCGCCAUCAAAUGAGGCCGACUACGUUACUCCCUGGUACAUCAACUACCUGGGAGGCAACUGGAGCGAGGCCACCCAGUGCAUGCUGUCCGGCAGCAACAGCUGGUACAACAACCACGCGGCGUGGAAUCACGGAUCCAACGACCAUUGGGCCAAGGACAACAGCCCCUACAGCAUCGGCUUCUACAAGCGGCAGGAUAUACCGACGCAGUGGGCCCUGGCGGAGAACUGGGUGAUUGGCGACAUGUACCAGGAGGCCGUCGUGGCCUCGACGUCGCCGAACCGUGUCGUCUGGGCGUCCGGCUCCAUCAACGUCCCUGGCUCACCUCAACGGCCGGACCAAGGUGGUAACCCGUACAUUGAUAACAACGAAACCCCCGGGUGCGAAUCUGGUGGCAUCAAUUGCUACCCCCUCAAGUGGAAGACCGCCGCCGAGUACUACGAAGCCGCGGGCGUGAGCUGGCAAGUCUUUCAAGACACGGAUAACUUUGACGAUAACCCCUUGGCCUGGUUUGAUCAAUUCCAAAAGGCCCAGAGCGGAUCUAGUCUCCAUGAGAAGGGUAUGAAGGGACGGUCUCUCGAUACCUUCUUUUCUCAGGCUGCCAGCGGGACGCUGCCGGAAAUUUCGUACAUCAUCGGACCCAUGGAACUGGCGGAGCACCCUCCCUACUCACCGCAUGAUGGCGCUUGGCUGCAAACCAAGAUCGCCCAGGCCGUCAUGAACUCGCCAAAGUAUUCCAAGACAGCCCUCAUCGUCUCGUACGACGAGACGGGAGGUUGGUUCGACCACGUGGACCCUUUCCGGUCCCCUGAAGGCACCAUUGGCGAGUGGCUCGAUGAUCCGUAUGGCCAGGUCGGGCAUACCUUUGCCGGCCCUGGCUUCCGCGUCCCCUUCUACAUCAUCUCGCCGUGGACGCGCCAUGGUGGCGUGUAUACGGAACACGCGGACCACAACUCACAGCUGCUGUUCAUUGAGAAGUGGCAGGCCGCCAAGGGACGCAACGUGACGACCCACGAGAUGGUUGACUGGCGGCGAGACAACAUGGGUGACCUCGUCUCUGCGUUCGACUUUGAGCACCCAGAUACCAGCCUGCCGAACCUGCCGAACGCGGCGGAGCCCCAUAGGGACGGCAACGGCAACUAUGACGGGUCCUCGCACUGCAAGGGCCUGUACCCGACGCAGCAGCCCCCCGUCCCGUACAGGGGCAACGGCGUCGUCGAUGACAUCCCCGGUCUCGUGGAGAAGGGCUUCAAGCCCAUCAGGGGCAGGCUCACAGAGGGCCGCUUCCUCGUCCUCGAGAUGAGCGGCUAUGCCCUCACGGCUGGCAGCUCAUGCGGCUCCAACGACGGGGUUUGCGUGACGCGCGCCACGGAUAGACAUGACUCACAGGCACAACGCUGGGUCGCGCACGUUUCGGAGCUGGGCGGCAGCGAGUUUGCCCUCAGCAGCAGCGUGGAUGGCCGGUACAUUUGCGAGAGCGAGAAGCUCUGUAGCGACCCGGGCAGCGCCAUGAAGUUCGAGGUCGGGUUCACGCCCAGCAGGGGAUAUUCCCUAGAGAGAAGCUCGUCGGGCAAGUAUGUCUCCAGUUCCAAUGGGAUACUAUCAGAGAGCGGGAAGCAAGGGACUUGGAGCAUCUUCAGCGUCAAUUACUAA
This is a messenger RNA of Purpureocillium takamizusanense, 1872 nucleotides long. RefSeq names its product Phospholipase C. Gene Ontology annotation, molecular function: hydrolase activity, acting on ester bonds. The record is from RefSeq and is a predicted model, not a curated record. The transcript is spliced from 2 exons. NCBI's taxonomy places the organism in Eukaryota, Fungi, Ascomycota, Sordariomycetes, Hypocreales, Ophiocordycipitaceae. Bases 1 to 1872 code for a protein of 623 amino acids.